Pyrus x bretschneideri (Chinese white pear) is the source of this 1134-nucleotide messenger RNA. Its product is annotated as protein SULFUR DEFICIENCY-INDUCED 2. Gene Ontology annotation, molecular function: protein binding. Lineage: Eukaryota; Viridiplantae; Streptophyta; Magnoliopsida; Rosales; Rosaceae. The coding region runs from base 74 to 976 and encodes 300 amino acids. The record is from RefSeq and is a predicted model, not a curated record. The transcript is spliced from 4 exons.
AGAGAAUGAAAGAACUGGAAGACUAAAAGUUGUCCAAGUUUAUGAACAAAAACUCACCAGCUGCCGGCAGAAGAUGACGAGCCCAAGGAAUGGAGAGAGGACUGAUCAGGUGCAGCAGCAGCAGCAGCCUCCUCCUUACCAUGUUCUUCACAAGCUGCCUCCUGGUGACAGCCCUUACGUCAGAGCCAAGCACGUCCAGUUAGUUCAGAAAGAUCCCGAAGCGGCUAUUGUACUGUUCUGGAAGGCAAUAAAUGCCGGUGAUAGGGUGGAUAGUUCCCUCAAAGACAUGGCAGUGGUCAUGAAGCAACAGGAUAGAGCAAAAGAAGCAAUUGAAGCAAUAAAGUCUUUCAGGGAUCGGUGCUCCAGGCAAGCACAGGAAUCCCUUGACAAUGUACUAAUCGACUUGUAUAAGAAAUGUGGAAGAGUUGAGGAACAAAUAGAGCUAUUAAAACAGAAGCUUCGGAUGAUUUUCCAGGGAGAGGCCUUCAAUGGCAAGCACACCAAGACAGCGCGCUCUCAUGGAAGGAAAUUCCAAGUCACAAUCAAGCAAGAAACCUCCAGGAUACUGGGCAACUUAGGUUGGGCAUACAUGCAACAAGGGAACCAUGCGGCUGCAGAAGUGGUGUAUCGUAAAGCCCAAAUCAUUGACCCGGAUGCAAACAAGGCCUGCAACUUAUGCCUGUGCCUGAUCAAGCAAAGAAGGUAUGCGGAGGCGCAAUCAGUUGUUGACCAUGUGUUGAAGGGCAUGCUUCCGGGAUCUGAUGAGCCCAAGUCAAAAGUUCGUGCCGAGGAACUGGUGCAGGAGCUAGAGCAAUGUCAACGUGUAGUUUUGCCUCCCAAUUCGUUAAGUUUAAAUAUGGAAGAUGCCUUUCUCGAGGGGCUUGACCACUUGGUGAAGCAGUGGACUCCUCAAAGGUCGAGGAGACUAGCUAUAUUUGAAGAGAUAUCGUCGCUUAGAGAUCAGUUAGCUUGCUGAUUUUGUAGAGAACAGAGAUUUUACACAUGUUUCCCCAUCACGUUAUUGCAUGCUUUGUAUUAAUAGCAUGGAAGAGUGUAUAAUUUUGGACAAGGAAUGGCUGCAUGUAUGAGUAUAACAAAUGAAUAAUCAAGGUUAAAAAUAUGUUUGCCCUUUUA